Aethina tumida (small hive beetle) is the source of this 1525-nucleotide messenger RNA. RefSeq names its product probable G-protein coupled receptor Mth-like 5 (gene mthl5). Gene Ontology annotation, cellular component: membrane. The transcript has 7 exons. Bases 104 to 1525 code for a protein of 473 amino acids. Gene Ontology annotation, biological process: cell surface receptor signaling pathway; G protein-coupled receptor signaling pathway. Gene Ontology annotation, molecular function: G protein-coupled receptor activity. NCBI's taxonomy places the organism in Eukaryota, Metazoa, Arthropoda, Insecta, Coleoptera, Nitidulidae. The record is from RefSeq and is a predicted model, not a curated record.
AACAACAACAUAACCUUAAUGUAACUCUUGUUUUGUUACAUUCUAUUAUGUUUUACAAGUGCCUUUUUCUUCAUUAAAUUAUUUUCAAACAAACAAUAAAACAAUGAAAAACACCUUUGUAUUGACAAUACUUAUAAAUUUGAGUGGAAUUUUAACAGAAAUAGAUCAACAAAACAUAAAUAAUGUGGAGGUGAAAGUAAACAAAUGUUGCGAGAAGGACGAAAUUUACAUCGGCAAAAGUUGUACCAAAGUGAAUUCAACAUUAAGAUGGAAACCUUUAUUCACUUCAGAAAUGGAACAAACCAACUUGCAAGUCAAUUACCAGUUGAUAACUGGUCUACCAGAUUGUGGCAAAACACAACCAUGGCCCAUUUACCAUUAUCAAAAUUCGACGGACAUUUUACGCUUAUUGCCAAACGGAGUUCUACGACAUUAUUAUGAUCACAAAAUUCCAGGUGAAGAAAUGGAACUAUUAGAAAUGAUAUCGAAAGGAAAGGACAUAAUCUAUCAUGACUAUGAACCAGGAAAAUACUGUUUAGAUAAUAAAAUAGAAGAAACAUUUCGUUCAGAAUUUUCAUAUGUUUGUGCCCCAAAUCCAAAAGAAGACUGGUACAAGUCGUCAAAUUUUCUGAUGAGAAACGUUGUUAACCCUACAACUCAUUUAAUUAAUUUAAUCUGUUUGAUUGUCAUAUCAAUCAUUUAUUUCAUUAUGCCCACAUUAAGGGAUCUAAAUGGCAAUAUUUUAACCACAAUUUGUUUAUGUCUGAUUGUUAAUCAAAGUUGUGAUUUGAUCAGAUUGUUGACUGUUUUCAAAAGUCACAUCAGUUUAUUAAUCACAGAGGCAGCUUGUUAUUUCAGCUUGUUAGCGUCGUUCUUAUGGUUGAACAGCUUGGGUUUCUACAUUUGGAAAACGUUCAAAUCGAGAAACGUAUUUUUACGAAUAACUGAUGGUAAAAAAUACCUGUAUUAUUCGUUUUACGUUUGGGGUUUGACAGUAACUUUGGGAACAUUAGCAAUUUUCGCACAUUUCACGAUGGAUUAUCAAGAAAUCAACAACAAUUUACCGUUUGAAAAACAACAAGAACAAAUCGGAUCGUUAGGAAUGAUUAUAUUUUUUGUUCCUGUCGCCUUUACAAUUUUAAUCGAUGUAUUUUUCUUCGCCACCACCUUGAAAACCAUAAACAAAAUGCACACAUAUGGAAGAAUUCAUCACAAACUAAGACACAGUUUUAGGAUGUUUUUACUUCUAUUAAUAACAAUGACGUUUUCCUGGUUGUUUUUUGUUGCCUCGUUUUCCAAAUACGCGGGUCUGAUCAACGUUCAUAUAAUUUCAAACAUGUUUUUGGGGCCAAUUUUCGUUUUCAUAUGUAUUUUUAAUCAAAAACACGUUGCUUAUCUAUUGAAGAAAAGCAAUGUUUGUUGUUGUUGUUGUUGUUGUUACUGUUGUAAACACGAUCAAGAACGUGAACAAGAAUUCGGCGACGAAAUGACUGCGAUGAAUUCGAACCAUGACUAUUGGAAUUGA